Messenger RNA from Aspergillus viridinutans, 1122 nucleotides. Its product is annotated as porphobilinogen synthase HEM2. The transcript has 2 exons. Gene Ontology annotation, biological process: heme biosynthetic process. Gene Ontology annotation, cellular component: cytosol. The record is from RefSeq and is a predicted model, not a curated record. Lineage: Eukaryota; Fungi; Ascomycota; Eurotiomycetes; Eurotiales; Aspergillaceae. The coding region runs from base 1 to 1122 and encodes 373 amino acids. Gene Ontology annotation, molecular function: zinc ion binding; porphobilinogen synthase activity.
AUGUCUUUCUCAAAUCUUGUGUCGGAUCUUGCCUUUAGGGAUGCCUAUGAUGAUCGCAGCUCUCAAAUAUCCCAUGCACGGUCUCAGGCCACUGCUCGGUCAUAUACAAGCACAGCCGCUACAAGUGUCAGCAUUUCUGGAGACAUCUCAAGCCAGCUCCAUGCUGGAUACAGCCAUCCAUUGACCAGAUCAUGGCAAGCUGAAAGACAAUUGACCAAGGAAAUGCUCAUAUAUCCAUUAUUCAUCACUGACAAUCCUGAUGAAGAGACACCAAUACCAUCACUGCCUAACCAGCAUCGCCGAGGUCUGAACCGCCUUGUUCCUUUCCUCAGGCUGCUUGUUCAAAAGGGACUGCGGUCGGUUAUUCUGUUCGGGGUUCCACUUCACCCGACUGCAAAGGAUGCCCUGGGUACUGCUGCAGACGAUCCUUCGGGCCCGGUCAUUCAGGCUAUUCGUCUUCUCAGGUCACGCUUUCCUAAUCUCUAUAUUGUGACUGACGUUUGUCUGUGCGAGUACACAUCUCAUGGUCACUGCGGUAUACUACGAGAGGAUGGGACGCUGGAUAACGCUCAGUCUGUUGAUCGAAUUUCAGAUGUCGCCCUUGCCUACGCUACUGCUGGUGCACAUUGCGUCGCUCCAUCCGACAUGAACGAUGGGAGAGUUCGCGCUAUCAAACUGAAGUUGAUUGAAGCAGGCUUAGCCCAUCGCGUUCUCUUGAUGUCCUACAGCGCAAAGUUCAGUGGUUGUCUCUAUGGACCAUUCCGUGACGCAGCCGGUUCUUGCCCGUCUUUCGGUGACCGCAGAUGCUAUCAGCUGCCACCGGGAGGCCGUGGACUCGCCCGGCGAGCAAUUCAGCGAGAUGUGGCUGAAGGCGCAGACAUCAUAAUGGUGAAGCCUGCAAGCAGUUAUCUGGACAUCAUCAGGGAUGCAAAGGAGCUUGCAAAGGAUAUGCCAAUUGCAGCGUACCAGGUCAGUGGUGAGUAUGCUAUGAUUCAUGCCGCUGCCAAGGCCGGGGUGUUUGAUUUGAAAUCGAUGGCGUUUGAAAGUACGGAAGGGAUUCUCAGAGCCGGCGCUGGAAUUAUCGUGAGCUAUUUUGUACCAGAAUUCCUGGACUGGCUUUAG